Messenger RNA from Kalmanozyma brasiliensis GHG001, 1734 nucleotides. Its product is annotated as PSP, proline-rich. The coding region runs from base 1 to 1734 and encodes 577 amino acids. The transcript has a single exon. Gene Ontology annotation, biological process: mRNA splicing, via spliceosome. Lineage: Eukaryota; Fungi; Basidiomycota; Ustilaginomycetes; Ustilaginales. The record is from RefSeq and is a predicted model, not a curated record. Gene Ontology annotation, cellular component: catalytic step 2 spliceosome; nucleus; U12-type spliceosomal complex.
AUGGCAGCCAACGCAGUAGCAGGCCCGUCCAACGGCGCUGCACCGCUCACAAAGAACGCCAAGCGCAGGGCCAAGAAAAAGCAGCAGAACCAACAACCGCAAGAGCCAAUCUCGUCGUCCUCCAUAUCCCAACCUUCCACCUCUGCAGCUGCAAUCAAGCAGGAAGAUACUGCGGUCUACGACGACGAUGAUGCUUCGGCGAGCAAGCCCUCAUCCAUCAUCGAAGAAGCUGCCGACAUCCGCAUAGACCCCGAUUCCGAGGUCUACAAAGCCUUCUCGAGCGUCCUGUCACGCUACCAGCCCGAUGCGCUCUCGCAGCAGCAGCAACCAUCGAAAGGCGAAGUCAUCUACUCGGACGACGACCUCGAGUCCGAGCACGACUCUGACCACUCCGACGCCGAGCUUCACUCCACAGCACAGCUCUCCAAACGCAAGCAGAAGAAGCUGCAGCGUCUCACCGUAGCCGAACUCAAGCAGCUCGUCGCCAAGCCCGAAGUGGUCGAAUGGACCGACGUCACCUCGAACGAUCCACGCCUACUCGUCCAUCUCAAAUGCGUCCGCAACUCAGUCCCCAUCCCUCCACACUGGGCGCAGAAGCGGGACUACCUCCAAAACAAGCGCGGCAUCGAAAAGCCCCAGUACCAGCUGCCCUCCUACAUCGCCGACACCGGCAUCGCGACCAUGAAAGACGCUCUCAAAGAAAAGGAAGCCGAAUCCACACUCAAGCAGCGCACGCGCGAUCGAGUCCAACCCAAGAUGGGCAAGAUGGACAUCGACUACCAGAAGCUCUACGAUGCAUUCUUCAAGUUCCAGUCGAAACCCCAUCUCACUCGGUACGGCGACACAUACUACGAGGGGAAAGAGAACGAAACGAAGUACAAAGAGAAACGGCCCGGUCAGUUGAGUCAGGAUCUCAUCGAGGCGUUAUCGAUCCCGCCGCUGGCACCGCCACCAUGGUUGAUCGCCAUGCAGCGGUACGGUCCCCCACCAAGCUAUCCGCAUCUGCAGAUCCCCGGGUUGAAUGCGCCCAUCCCGCAGGGGGCGAGUUGGGGCUUCCACCCCGGCGGAUGGGGGAGACCCCCCGUCGACGAGCUCGGCAAUCCUCUCUACGGGAACGUGCUUGCCAAUCUCGAAGAUCAAACCGACCCCGACCUGCUAGAUCCGGUAGAGAAGGAGCACUGGGGUCAGCUCGAGCCAGAAGAAUCCGACCCCGAGGAGGAAGAGGAAGAAGAGGAAGAAGAACCGGCCGAAGAACCCGCAGAGCCGAUGGAUAGCACUGGGAUCCAAUCCGUCUCCUCGGUCGGUGCAGGGCUGGAAACACCCUCGUUCACCGAGCUCCGCAAGGACGCGCGUAUUGAUUCGGGCGGACCACGAUCGCUCUACCAAGUGCUGCCCGAGCGUGCCACAUCAGGCAGCGGACAACUGAUGGCCUCCGAUCGCAUCUACGACAUGUCCUCUGCGCAGACGAAUGGGCCCGUGCUCGGUGCUGAAGGAAGCCGAGGGACGAAGCGCCCAGCGGACGCCGUGCAGAUGUCGAUCAACCCGGACGAGCUCGAUCACGGCGUCGGGGAUGAGGCUGGUCUGGGCGCGAGGUACGAUGCGGAGAGACGGGCCAAGGCCAAGAGCAGAUUUGCGUACGGGGACGACGAGGAGGGCGUCGCCGAGAUGAGGGAGCAGAUGCAGAGGGAGAGGAGGAAGGAGGAGGGGAAGCGGGCGAGCAGGAGGCAGGCCUGA